This is a messenger RNA of Plasmodium gonderi, 1107 nucleotides long. Its product is annotated as variable surface protein. Bases 1 to 1107 code for a protein of 368 amino acids. The transcript is spliced from 3 exons. The record is from RefSeq and is a predicted model, not a curated record. NCBI's taxonomy places the organism in Eukaryota, Apicomplexa, Aconoidasida, Haemosporida, Plasmodiidae.
AUGAUGAGUUUUUAUUCUUCUCCAUAUAUUUUCUUCUUAUAUAGAAAAUCCCAAAGCAAUACAUAUAUAUGUAUAUAUACAUGUUCAUGUACCUUUGGUAAAUCAUGGAAUAAUUGGGUGAAUCAGGCUAACUGUUUAAAUUUCAUGAGAACGAGCAGAUUACUAAUAGGUGAAACUUCAUUAGAAAGAGCACGAGGAAGAGAAUUCGCAUACUUAAAAGAUAGAAUAAAUGAUUUAUUGAAUGAAGAUGAUGAUGAUGUUUUUGGAAAACGUUUAAAUGAUUUAGAACACGAUGUUGUAUUUAGAAAAAAAUUUAACAAAUUAAUCUAUGAUGAAAGUUAUCAAAAGAAACUCGAUGCACUCAAUGAUAUGAAUGGCAAUUUAGACUUAUCAUUUGACAAUAUAAUAAACAGUCAUGAUCAAAAUAAUGAACUGAAAAAAAAAAAAAAAUUAAAACGUAAUAAUUCAUUAGACCUUGACAAUUUCUAUGAUGAAGACUCUUUUGAAUACAAAAAUGAUAAUUUUCCUAAUUUACAUAUGCAGCUAGAAACAUAUCAUAAAUCGAAAAAACCGAAAAAGACAUUCCAAUAUGGAAAGAAAAACAAAAAAUCAACUUCUUUAGGAAAAAAUAAAUUUGAUGCUGUAUUGGAACCUGAUUCUCUAAAAGAGAUAGUCAUGAAAACAUCUACUCGAGAAGAGCGGGCAUCAGAAGGAUUCAUGGAUACAUUAAAAAGAUUAGAUAAAGAGUUUGAAGUAGAAUUAUUACGUGCAAUAAAAAAAAAAUCAUUUUCUGAUUAUGAAGAGUGCAAAUUUAAAACAUACAAAGGAAAAAAAAAAUAUAUUAUGAGAAUUCUUAGAAUAUACUUACCACCAACAGUACUAAUGGCAAUAUUAAUGAUAAUGAUAAUAUUUCCUAUAUUUUUUAAUGAAUAUAUAUUUGCAUUUUUAUCGUUAGUCUUCUUUGCAUUAGCUACAUAUUAUGAAUACAAAUUUACAAAAAUGAAUAGAAUAAAUGAUUAUACAAACAAAAUAUUAUUAACAUACAGUUUUAUAUAUUUUUUUGCUACAUAUAAUGAUGGUUUUAUGUAUUUUUUAACUAUAUAUUGA